Molecule: messenger RNA, 390 nt
Organism: Fusarium vanettenii 77-13-4
Lineage: Eukaryota; Fungi; Ascomycota; Sordariomycetes; Hypocreales; Nectriaceae
Exons: 1
Coding region: 1-390 (129 amino acids)
Source: RefSeq, a predicted model, not a curated record
AUGUUCCAAACCUUUCGGUACAACCACAUCCCCGCCCUACUCGUCGCUGCCGCUCUCUGCUACCCCACCAUCGCAGCCAUCUUCAUCAGCCCUAACGCCGUCCUCAAGGGCAAUGGGUUUCCCCCACAUAUCGCUAGCUCCGAGGAGGCGUGGCUAGUCGAUGCCGCCGGAAAUGCGCGUAUGCUAUGCCUGGGCGGUCUCAUGUUUUACUUUUAUCGACGGGGCGAUUAUCGCGUCCUCGACACUUUUCUCGCUUCUGCGUCGACGAUUGGGAUUGUUGAGUGCUUUGCACUUUGGGAUAUUGGGAAUAGGACUAUUCUUGUGUUGCGGUUUAUUGUCUUGUUUGUCGUUUCUGUCCUGGGGGCUGCUCAAGUUACCGAGCUUCCCUGA